AUAGCGCAAAUAUAGUCGAGUAACUUUGUCGAAGACACCGAUGAGCUAUAACGAAGCCUCUGGCCUGCAGUCAAUUUUGACCGCAAAAGUGUGAUUCCUGGCCCACUGUGCGUCGGUUGCCUUGAACCCCAUUUGAUUGAACACGCCGUUGAUUUUGCUGUGCCAAACACGCGCCGACUGUUUCAGCCCGUAAAUGCUGCGCUUGAGGUGGCAAACCAGGUCGUUGCCCUGUGAAAAUCCUGGAGGCUGCUUCAUGAAGAUAUCUUCCUCGAAUUCCGCGUACAGCUCCUUGCGGCACACCCAGGUCUAUAAAGGAUUUCUAGAACAAAUUUUAAAUUAAAUUCAUUCAUUUCCUGCGGCACCGAACAUUCAUCGUGUUUUUUCUAACGUAUUCAUUGCCGUUUUAUCCGAAGCCCUGAAUUGAUAAGGAAACGGAAGCGGUUCUGUUUAAUCGAGCUGUGAACAAAAAAAAAACGCAAAGAGGCAAACAAUCAAACCUUUGAUAAGCACUCCAGAUCACAUCCGAGAUGAGCAGCCGGGAUUGUAUUAGCCUGACCAAACUGAGAGGCCAGAAAUGGAAAGCAUUUGCUGAAUUGGUCAACAAGUGGACUGUAGCUGAUUCUGACGAUGAAGACAUUCCGAUUAGUGAGCUUACGGGUGAUUCUCGUAAAUCUCAUAAGAGCCAUGGCAGCAGUCACCACAAGAGUUCGAACAAAGUCUCAUCAACUGCUGUACCGGCUGUCGUGAGCAACAGUGCGCGUAACAACCGCCCCAAGGGCAGCGUUAUGCGUUUGGACCGUGCCGACAUGGGCCUGUACGGAGUGUGUCCGGAAACGGAUCCGUUCUAUGCUGUUAUCUGUGAUAUUUGUGGCAGUGUGGUCAAACCACAAGGUCUCCAGAAGCACAUGAGCAAUCGACACCAUUCCUAUUACAGUCACGCUGCGAAAAAUAUAUCUCACAGCAACCGGGAUCACCACAUCAGUAGCAGCGAGCCCACUUCCCGGAGCGCAUCGAUCAGCUCAAGUGAACCUUCGAUCUCUAGAACGGAGAAGAUACAUCAUAGUAGUUCAAAACAAGAUGACCUGGAUAACACUCCUCUUAAGGCUCGAAGUAGCGGUUCUAGUUCGAAGUUUAAGACUAAAAAUGGCAAGAGCGGAUCUUCUUCUCACAGUUCCUCGCAUCACAAUGGAAAACCAUCUUCCAGUGUAUCCUCUGGGAGAUCAUCCACGUCGGAAAUCGUCCCACCGAGUGAACAUACGGUACCAAACUCCAGGGAGCAGCAGAAGCAUGAAUCUUCAACCGCAACCGCAACUCUGGUCUCGGCCACUGGCUCGAUGGAUAAGAAAACUUCAUUUUCCUCUACUUCAUCGGGUGUCAGCAGUGACAGCGCUGCUUCACACAAUCACCAACAGCAGUCGUCGCAUUCGGGAAAGGGAUUAAAGCGGACCAGUGCCAAGCUGCCUUCGUCCGCUUCUUCUUCGUCCUCAUCAUCAUCUUCAUCUUCAUCCUCCUCAUCUUCUUCGUCAUCGUCAAGCACUAACAGCGGAAGUAGUAGCAGUAGUACCAGUAGUAGCACUAGUGUUUCCGCUUCCGCUAGUAGUAGUAAAUCUUCGAGCGAUAGGAAAAAUGAAAGGAGGGAUUAUGAUCCAGACAAGCAUUGUGGUGUGAUUGCUGUCGAUGGUAAACGACAUUGUACGCGUCCGCUUAGCUGUAAAUCCCAUUCUCUGUCCAUGCGACGCGCCGUUUCUGGACGCAGCAAAACGUUUGAUAAAUUACUUUCCGAUCUUAAAUGCGGUAUAACCACGUCGUCUACUAAAGAAGAGAGCUUUAUCGAGGUGGAAUCUUCCAGUAAUUCGUCAAAUGGGUUUGAUGGUCGAGGAUUGAUUGCGGAUACGUCAGUAGUCAAUUUAGCUGAAACGUCUGCACAACUGAUGUAUACUCCCGAAAAAUCUAGUCCUCAAAACGAAAGUUUACCUUCUACACCUAGCAGUCUUAAAACUACCAGCUGCUCCAGUGUUGUUUCAUCAUCGCCAUCGGCCGCCAAAUCAGUCGAUUCAAAGAUCGAACGAUCUAAGCACAAGCAACGGUUCGGUUCCACACCAGCGAAGACAAGUUUAACGUUCCAUGAUCAACCACCUACCACCUUAACUCCUCCAACACCGCCGCCAUCAAUAACUACGCCCAAUUCUGGGCUAACAACACAUGUUGCACCAAGUCCAGUGGCGAUUGGAAGACAUAAAAUACCAGCAAGGGAUCCGCAGAUUGCGAUACCAGCAGCAGCUGAACUCUUGGCUCAACACUUUGUUGAAGAGAAUCCUAACACUGUCCUUUCGGAUGCAACGAUUGUUAUGGACCCAAAUACAAAUCUCCUUAAACUGUCCGUCUCUGGUACGCUGCAUCCGACCAAUGAAAACGAGACACCAGAACAAUCUAUCCAGCAGUUUGCUACCAAUCUUAUGCAGGAACAGUUGACAGUAACGGUUCCACUUUCUGUGAUAUCGUCUAUGAACAUUUCAGGAACCAAUCUGGUAAACGUGAAUGCUGGUUCAGAUGAUCCUUCGGCAAUAACUUCGACUACUGCUGUCUUAAGUGAGUCCUCGUCAGUUGCAUUGCAACACACGGGAGAGCUUCUGGCCACCGAUGGUACAGCUACGGGAGAAGCUGAUCUGAGUCGACCGGAACAAUUCAUUCCAACGGAGCUGAUAAAUCAACUUCCUUUAGUCCAAACUACGGACGGAACAGAAUUACACCACGACACCAAUCAGUACAUUACCACCACAGAUGGGCAGGAGUUAACCGAACAUACACUCAUCUCGAACUACAACGAACAAAUUAACUAUACCUUACAAACUUUAGCUCAGAAUCUUCAAACCGAUUUGGCUGAAAGCAUAGAUGACAUCGUUCCCACCAUAAACUUAUUGCCGACUUCGGCAAAUCCCUUGGUCAUACCUCAAAUACAAUCAGAUCUACCCGAAUCCAUCAUACUAACGCCCAUAGACUCCCAUUUCAUCGAAAAUGUUACUCUAAAGCCAGAAUUGGAAAUCCUUACCGUCAACACACCUGUCGAUAUAUCCAAACUUCACUUGAUGCGAGCCGUCGAUGACGAGUUUAUCAAAGAAAGGCAGCAACAACAGCAACAAAACAAUAUUAUGUAUCACGCUCAGAUCGACGAGUUCCGAGGAGUUAAGAUGUGGUACAGUAGUUUGCCCAAGCCGCUUCAUGUAAACAAUUUUCAAUUGCGUAAGCUCGGAGGAGGUUACGUUAUGAAUAGAAAGCUAUUGAACAUACGAAAAAAUUUAGUGAAUGAAUCUAAUAAUUUGUCUAAAUCUCUCAACUCUCAACUAUCGCCUAUCGGAGGUUCACGAAGUUCACUCAACUUUGGCAGCCCAGGAACCCGUUCCGGAGAUCUCUUGUCACCAAUUUCCGGAAUGGGUAAAAGUAAAGAUACGAAUGGUGGCCUGGCUUUAUCGAACUCGCCAGUGGGCAAUCGCCCGGGUCAAGUAAACAGAGGCCAACGAAGACUUAUACUGCCACAGGCUUCGAUUAAAAAACCAGCUGAGAAAACGUCGUGCUUGCUUAGUAAUUCUUACUUUAAAAAUCUGAUAAGCUCGAUGCAAAACACUAGCCAACAAAAUACAAGAGGAACAUCAAGCCUGAAGCGGUCCGCUUCGACCUUGACUACGCUGUCCAACAAACGACUGAAAAUCAUUAACAACCUGCAAAACUCGACCGCACCGCCCCAAAUGUUGUUGCAGGGCAGCAGCGGUAAAGUGAAGCCCAAAGUAUUAUAAUUAGUGAUCAGGAUCUACAAUCUCAACGACGGCUGCGAAGGCUCUGAAAAUGCCGACGAUCACGCCUAAGAUAGGAUUUGAGAUCCGGAAGUACUUUUCACAGACUUGUAACCCAGUUUCGGCUUAGUAAUCCUGUUAGGGCAAGCCAGGAGCGCAUAAUUAUGAGAAUUUUCUAUGACUGAAUGAUGAUUUAGCAAUCAUCAUGAUGAUUUAGCAAUCAGCAAUGUUUGUCUCUAAACAUAUACACAUCUAUAAAAUAUUCCGAUUAUUAAGAUUGAAAUAACAUAACAAAAUAGUUUAUAGAUUUGUCACGCUUUAGGGACGUUUUUGAGAAUCAUUUUGUUAAUAUUUCUCCACAUUUUAUAAACCUGUUGUAUCUUCUUGUGAAAUCUACGUUUAUUAGCCAUGAAGGGCUAUCAUGUAUUGACCAUUUAAUUUAUUUUUUAAACAGAAUUGUACAGAUCAGAUUAAUAAAAUUGUGAAUCCACAUUAUUUUUUUCAACGAAAUUGUGCUUAAUUUGCUUGACGUUAUACAGAUACGUUCGAGGUCUUCUCAUAAAACGUCCCGUAAGAAAUAUGCAAAUGCGUUCUGUCUCCGAUUAAAUCGAUAACGAUCCUAAAGUUGUAACUAGGCCGUUACUCACAGUGCGGAGUAACACAAGCUGCUGGAAAUACGCCGACUAGCUGGAGGUGUUGCAAAAUAAUAAUGAACAUGAAAAUCACUUAUUGUGUGGUUCUUUUCAAGCUAAUAUCCCAGAAGCAUAACAAGACUAAAUUAAAUAAAUGACAAACGUGAACCCUGUAAUGUAGUCAUCUUUUGUAAUGAAAUUAGAAUACAUCCA
Uranotaenia lowii is the source of this 4633-nucleotide messenger RNA. RefSeq names its product serine-rich adhesin for platelets-like. Lineage: Eukaryota; Metazoa; Arthropoda; Insecta; Diptera; Culicidae. The transcript is spliced from 4 exons. The record is from RefSeq and is a predicted model, not a curated record. The coding region runs from base 528 to 3791 and encodes 1087 amino acids.